AUGUAUUUAACUCAAUCUUUAAUUGAGUUUUGGAUAAACGUGUAUAUAUAUAUAUAUGCAGCCAUUUUCAAUAGAUUUACGGAAAAUAACGGUGAAUUCAAGAAGAGCCUAGUCGACAGUAACGAUGAUACUAAGGGUGUGUUAAGUCUAUAUGAAGCAUCAUAUUUGAGAAGACAAGGGGAGGAGAUUUUGGACAAGGCUUUUACUUUCUGUAAAGCCAAUCUAGAGUCUAUUGCUCCUAAUUUACCCGAAUCGCCUCUCAAGAAACAAGUUUUGCAUGCUCUUGAUCAGUCCCUCUUCCGGAGCAUCCCGAGAGUUGAAUCGCAUUAUUUCAUAUCGCUGUACGAUGAGUCCAAACCAAAGAACGAGUCGUUGUUGAGGCUGGCGAAGUUGGAUUUCAAUUUGCUACAAAUGUUGCACAAAAAGGAACUCUAUGAAGUAAUGAGGUGGUGGAAGACAGUUUCCCGGGUUUCCUAUGCUAGAGAUAGAAUUGUUGAGUGCUAUUUUUGGGCUCUGGGGAUUUAUUCCGAGCCACAAUAUUCUAGUGCUCGAAUUAUUCUGGCUAAAACCAUAGCCGUUAUAACUAUUAUUGACGACACCUAUGAUUCAUAUGGUACAGUCGAAGAACUACAUGUUUUCACCGAUGCCAUACAAAAAUGGGAUAUAAGCGAAAUAGAUCGACUCCCAGACUACAUGAAGAUAUGCUAUAGAGCUCUAUUAGAUCUUUAUGAAUCAUUCGAUGCAGAGUUAUCUCCAAAAGGAAGAUCAUAUGCUGUUCAUUACGCCAAGGAGGCGGCGAAGGAAAUUGUGAGGAGUUACUACGCUGAGGCUAAAUGGUUCGUCAAACGUGAUCAUUUGCCGGCAUUUGAUGAGUACAUGCGCCAAGCAGAGAUUACCUGUGGUUGCUACUAUUUGACCGUAACAUCCUUCGUUGGCAUGGAAAAUGCUACAAUUGAAGUAUUUGAUUGGCUUUUGGCAAGACCUAAAAUUCUCAGAGCUGAUAACAAAGUAACUCGUAUCAUCGAUGAUAUUUCCACCUACGAGGACGAGAAGAAAAGAGGGCAAGCUACGACUGGGAUUGAUUGCUACAUGAACGAGCAUGGUGUAUCGAAACAAGUAGCAAUGCAGCGCUUAAAUGAAAUUGCUGAAAUUGGAUGGAAAGAUCUGAACGAAGGGUUCUUGGAUAAUUCUGUCUCGAUGGAGAUUCUCGUGCGAGUUUUCAACUGGGCAAGAGUAGCCGAGAUCACUUAUAAGCAUGAACAAGAUGGAUACACGCAUUCGGAGAAAGGGCUCAAGCCUCAUAUCAUAGCAUUACUUGUUCAUUCUUUCGAGAUCUAGUCGAAAUGCUCGCGCAGUAAUAUGUUUCAAUAAUCAAGAUAUUCUUUAUUUGUUAUGAAUUAAUUCUUAUAAUAGACUAUGAUUAAUUGUCAAUUUAUUUUA
This is a messenger RNA of Erythranthe guttata (spotted monkey flower), 1440 nucleotides long. The record is from RefSeq and is a predicted model, not a curated record. Lineage: Eukaryota; Viridiplantae; Streptophyta; Magnoliopsida; Lamiales; Phrymaceae.